GGCAGCAGGGAUUAAAAAAACGCAGAAGUGGAGACAACCACGAGUGCCGUAAUGCUGGUGACCGGCUGCGGUGUGUUCCCGCUGCCCCCGAAAGCCUCCUCGCAUCUCCUGACGGAAGGAAAGGUAAAACCGUGAGAGGAGACGAAGCUGUGCUGCGGGAUGUGCCCACGGGUCUCCAUGGGCCGCUGGGUCGGUGCCACGCUGCUCCUCCCCGCCCACCCCCUUCUGCCCCUGGCCGGGGGAACGCCGCCAUUGGAGCCUGCGCAGUGCGGCGAGGAGCCGUCGCCGUCGGCCCUGCCCUGCGCUGCCUCUCCGCCCGCUGUCUGACAGCGCCGGGCAUUGCCGCCCCGCUACCUGCGGGGUGCCAGGGGCCACCGGGGGGCUCAGCUGCCCCGCGCCACCGCCCCGCUCGGGCUCUGAUGGGCCUGGGGCAGCCGGCGCCAUGGCCGCCUUGUACCAGAGCGCAGACCCGUCCGCUUCGGCCUCGCCGAACAAGCUCCUGGCUCUGAAGGACGUGCGGCAGGUGAAGGAGGAGACCACGCUGGACGAGAAGCUGUUCCUACUGGCCUGCGACAAAGGUGACUAUUAUAUGGUUAAGAAACUCCUAGAGGAAAACAGCUCAGGUGAAAUGAACAUAAAUUGUGUGGAUGUGCUGGGACGAAAUGCUGUUACCAUAACCAUUGAAAAUGAAAACUUGGACAUACUGCAGCUUCUUUUGGAUUAUGGGUGCCAGUCAUCAGAUGCGCUUUUGGUGGCUAUUGACUCGGAAGUGGUGGGAGCUGUUGACAUUCUACUUAAUCAUCGACCAAAAAGAUCCUCCAGACCAACCAUUGUAAAAUUAAUGGAACGCAUUCAGAACCCAGAGUACUCAACAACCAUGGAUGUGGCACCUGUCAUUUUAGCAGCUCAUCGUAACAACUAUGAAAUUCUCACCAUGCUGUUAAAGCAAGACAUAUCAUUACCAAAGCCUCAUGCUGUAGGCUGUGAAUGCACACUGUGUACUGCAAAGAACAAAAAAGAUAGUUUGCGACAUUCCAGGUUUCGCCUUGAUAUUUAUCGGUGUUUGGCCAGCCCUGCUUUAAUCAUGUUGACAGAGGAGGAUCCCAUCCUACGAGCUUUUGAACUUAGUGCAGACUUGAAGGAAUUAAGCCUUGUUGAGGUUGAAUUCAGAAAUGAUUAUGAGGAGCUAGCUCAACAGUGCAAAACCUUUGCUAAAGAUUUGCUUGCACAAGCACGGAAUUCACGGGAGUUGGAAGUUAUUCUGAAUCACACAUCUAGUGAUGAACAUGUAGACAAGCGAGGAUUGUUGGAAGAGAGGAUGAACUUAAGUCGCUUAAAACUUGCCAUCAAGUAUAAUCAAAAAGAGUUUGUUGCUCAGUCUAACUGCCAGCAGUUUCUAAACACUGUAUGGUUUGGACAGAUGGCAGGCUAUCGGCGCAAGCACACAUGCAAGAAAAUUUUGACUGUGUUGAUGGUUGGCAUUUUCUGGCCAGUUCUGUCCCUGUGUUACUUGUUAGCCCCUAAAUCUCGAGUAGGUAGAAUAAUUCACACUCCUUUUAUGAAAUUUAUUAUUCAUGGAGCUUCAUAUUUUACGUUUCUGUUAUUACUGAAUUUGUACUCCCUUGUCUACAAUGAGAAUAAGAAGAAUACAAUGGGACCAGCCCUUGAGAGAAUAGACUAUCUUCUGAUAAUAUGGCUAAUUGGAAUGGUGUGGUCAGAUGUUAAAAGACUCUGGUAUGAUGGCUUAGAAGACUUCUUAGAAGAAUCCCGUAAUCAGCUUAGUUUCGUUAUGAAUUCCCUGUAUUUGGCAACUUUUGCUCUCAAAGUAGUUGCCCAUAACAAGUUUCAUGAUUAUGCUGAAAGGAAGGACUGGGAUGCAUUCCAUCCUACCCUGGUGGCAGAAGGUCUUUUUGCUUUUGCUAAUGUUCUUAGUUACCUGCGUCUCUUCUUCAUGUACACAACCAGCUCUAUUCUGGGACCACUCCAGAUUUCAAUGGGCCAGAUGCUACAAGACUUCGGAAAAUUUCUUGGCAUGUUUCUUCUUGUCUUGUUCUCAUUCACAAUUGGAUUGACACAACUUUAUGAUAAAGGAUUUACUGUAAAUGAAGAAAAGGACUGUGCAGGAAUUUUCUGUGAACAACAGAGCAACGACACAUUCCAUUCGUUUAUUGGCACGUGUUUUGCUCUGUUCUGGUAUAUAUUCUCCCUGGCACAUGUUGCAAUCUUUGUCACACGUUUUAGUUAUGGUGAAGAAUUACAGUCUUUUGUGGGUGCUGUUAUUGUUGGUACCUACAAUGUGGUGGUUGUGAUAGUAUUAACUAAGCUCCUUGUGGCAAUGCUUCACAAAAGUUUUCAGCUGAUAGCAAAUCAUGAAGAUAAGGAAUGGAAGUUUGCUCGUGCCAAGCUUUGGCUUAGCUACUUUGAUGACAAGUGCACGCUACCUCCACCUUUCAAUGUUAUUCCCUCUCCCAAGACUAUAUGUUAUCUUUUCAACAGUCUCAGUAAAUGGAUCUGCUCUCAUACAUCUAGUGGCAAAGUGAAACGUCAGAACAGCCUAAAGGAAUGGAGGAAUCUGAAGCUGAAGAGAGAUGAGAAUUAUCAAAAGGUGAUGUGUUGUUUAGUCCACCGUUAUUUGACUUCCAUGAGGCAGAAGAUGCAAAGCACAGAUCAGGCAACUGUGGAAAACCUCAAUGAACUGCGGCAAGACUUGUCCAAAUUCCGAAAUGAAAUGAGAGACCUGCUUGGCUUUCGAACUUCUAAAUAUGCUAUGUUUUAUCCAAGAAACUAAGACCUAACUUUUAACUGAAAUGUGUGUAGUUUGACCUGAUUCUGUUACCAGACCAAAUACAGAAGGUUAUUGCACAACGGUACAUUUGAAAAUGCAUUUGCAUGAGUUGCAGCUGGGUGCAGAAGUGGUGAAAAUAAAUGCAAAAACAAAUACCACCAUUUUCAUGAGCUCAAAAUCCUAGUGUGUAUAUAGAAUUUGUAUAUAGGAAUUUUUUCAUGUUCCUUAGACUGUGGCUGUCAGGUAUCAGAGCUUCGUGACUAGCACAAUACGUUUAUUUCUUUUACUUUUGCUUUUGCUGUUUCUUCCUUUCUGAUACUUGUUUCUGAAGUUGUGAGAGAAGAUAAGUGUUUAAAAACAAAAAUCCAGCUUAUUGUUAUUUUUAAUAGAAAGUCAGAUAUAAAAUAGUAGAGAAUUUCCAGCACAGUUGGAAAUUGUUUGACUGUAGGUUACAGUGCAUAUAAAGAUUGUAUGUCUCUGAAAGAGGCAGUUCUAGUGCCAACAUGUUUAUAUUAACAUAGAUGGAAUACUAACUAGAGAAUACAAAACAAAAUCCUCAACACUCUUCCUUUUCAUAGGAACAGUGAAAUUUUGAGCUCAGUACAGACUGACCAUUUCUUUCAUGUUUAUGCUUACGUGCAAGACAAUCAGUUCCUUCUUGGAACUGCUUGGAUUACUCUAUCAGUUCUUCAAAAGUGCAUUUUACCACAUGUGUCAAGAUAGGGAGCAGAACCUGAAAAGUAACCCAUGAAUUUUUUAAGUUUCAUACAUUGAGUUUUUUGAAUCUGGGUGAUAAAUUAUUUGAAUUUUCAAAACCUGUGAUUUAACAGAAAUGAUACAAAGCACCUGAGUGCUGUUGUUUGCAGUGCUGAACAAUUCCUCUGCAACUGUACACUUCAAGAAAUACACAGUAAGAACAUACAUGGUACCUGGUCAUUGGGCAGAUGUAGUCUAGAAGGGCUUGCUUUAGACAGGCUUUAUAUAUCCUACUCUUGAAUUAGAGUUGGGUUUUUAAAAUUUUUUUUCACCACAAGUGUUGACAAGCUAACCUUUUUUUUGUGUGAGGAUCAGGAAUAAUAUGUUUUGUGAGAACAUGUGGUUUGACUUCACAUACAAUGGACAGUAAGGGCUUACAGCAUUUUCUGUGUUAGAGGGUCCUAUAUGGCUUUAUAUGUUUAUAUAGACUUCAAGCUGACAAAGUGUAACUGAGAAAAAUGUGAGAUUCCAGUAUUUUUAAUGAUGAAAUAAUUAUAUUUAUGACAGCUAAAGGAUUGGUUGACAACUUUUAUGAUGGUGCUCUUGCAAAAUGGUGUAAUGUGCAGAAGGCACAGGUAGCCGUAGUGGUUUGACUGCAGUUGAUCUUGGGAGAUUGAUUGAGUGGAGGCUUACAAGAAUGUUUACUUUUUCUGAAGGUAUUCUUAUAAAACUCUUUCUUGUAAAGGUAAUAUAUUUUCUGUACUAUGAAAUUAUGUAUAUGUGAAUUAAGGGUUAAUACUCUGCUUCCAGAAGUCUUGCAGUACAGAGGUAUUCUGGUAAGUCUGGCUUUUCAUGUGAUUAAGAAGCCUAACCUCUUAUAUUCAAAGCAAAGAGGAUCACUGAAUUUUGUAUUUGGACUCAGAUCUCAUGUUUGAAUACACCAACAUAAAAACUAUGUGCUGUGUAUGUUGUGUAUCUCCAAGAAAGGAAGCAGACAAAUAAAAGCUCUUUGAAAAAUA
Molecule: messenger RNA, 4500 nt
Organism: Calypte anna (Anna's hummingbird)
Lineage: Eukaryota; Metazoa; Chordata; Aves; Apodiformes; Trochilidae
Gene: TRPC1
Product: transient receptor potential cation channel subfamily C member 1
Exons: 13
Coding region: 443-2788 (781 amino acids)
Biological process (GO): calcium ion transmembrane transport; manganese ion transport; regulation of cytosolic calcium ion concentration
Cellular component (GO): cation channel complex; membrane
Molecular function (GO): store-operated calcium channel activity; protein binding; inositol 1,4,5 trisphosphate binding
Source: RefSeq, a predicted model, not a curated record